This is a messenger RNA of Rhineura floridana, 4654 nucleotides long. Its product is annotated as membrane primary amine oxidase-like. The transcript has 4 exons. Bases 164 to 2461 code for a protein of 765 amino acids. Lineage: Eukaryota; Metazoa; Chordata; Lepidosauria; Squamata; Rhineuridae. Gene Ontology annotation, cellular component: plasma membrane. Gene Ontology annotation, biological process: amine metabolic process. Gene Ontology annotation, molecular function: quinone binding; primary methylamine oxidase activity; copper ion binding. The record is from RefSeq and is a predicted model, not a curated record.
AUGGACAGUAUUUGCUUAGAUCAAGAGGAUUUUUUAGCAUUGAAAUUCACUUGUGUAGCAGGUCUUUUCCCCAGCUCCCUUUUAACAUUAGUUUCUUCCUCAUCUGGAAUAACAAAUGCACGGUUUGCUGAUUCCAUCUGCAUUCUACUGACUGCUUUCUGAAAUGCUUACAGCUUUGCUGAAAAUGAACUUGAAAUUGGCUUAUCCUCUCCUAGCUACAUGCACAGCCAUAACCUUCCUCUUUGUCUGGGCUUUCCAAAGUAGAGGAGGGAAGCCUGAGGUUUGCGAGAGCCGUCUCCAGGAAGUGGGACUGGAGGAGAGAGGCCAUGGAGUUCACAGCUUGAUAUUUGAUGAUUUAACCCCAGAAGAGCUAAUGCAAGUGAAGCUGUACCUGCAAAACAACCUGGGCGUGCCAUUAGUAGAUCCCCCUCGAGCCAAGCCAUCUGACAACUGCAUUUAUUCUGUCACCCUUCAGCUUCCUCCGAAAGCAGAAAUGUUGAAAUUUUUGGACCAUCAAGGGACCAGACCUGCACGACAAGCUCUGGCUGUGCUUCAUUUUGGAAACCAGAAGGACCCAAAUGUCACUGAGUUUGUGGUGGGUCCUCUUCCAAAGCCAACCUACCACCAAGAUGUCACAGUGCAGAAGUAUGGAGGGAAGUUGCCUUACUCCAGAAGGUUUAUCUUGAGGAGUGAGUUCAAAGAAAUAUAUAGUUUCUUGAAGAACAAGGAAUAUCCCAAGGCUCCAAACUUUAUGCACAAAGUACUUGAUUACAAUGGAAGCAAUUUGGAACAUAGUUCAGGAUUACCACCAGGGCUAAAAUCAGGAGACCGGAAAAUGUGGGUUGCUCAUUUCCAGAAUGUCCCUGGAAGUUAUCUGCAUCCAGUUGGAUUUGAAGUCCAGGUUGAUGUUAGCAGCCUGGACGUUUCCCAAUGGAAGGUGCAAAAAGUCUUCUAUAAUGGACAGUACUUUGAGGACAUGGAAGAUAUUGAGAGACAGUUCAAUAAGGGGCAUGUUAAAGUAGCCAAGGUAAAAAAGGCUCCUCUCGAUGGGGGAUACUCAUCGCUGAAGCAACGGGUGCCCCACCAAGGACUAGGCCCUUUGCACUAUGAACCUCGUGGACCACGCUACACCAUCUGGAAUAACCAAGUUUUCUUCAUGUCCUGGAGUUUUGCCUUUGGUAUAGACGCUAAUAGGGGGCCACAGGCUUUUGACAUACGGUUUAAGGGUAAGAGGAUAGUUUAUGAGUUAAGCUUGCAAGAGGCAAGUGCCAUCUAUGGCUCCAACAGUCCAGCAUCAAUGCUGACCAGAUACAUGGACAGAAGCUUUGGCCUUGGUUAUACUACCUCCACACUCGUCAAGGGUCUGGAUUGUCCUUACCUGGCUACCUAUUUGAGCAGGCACUAUUUACUUGAUUCCUCAUUGCCUGUCAGUCGCAAAAACUCUAUAUGCAUCUUUGAACAAAAUCCAGAGAUGCCUGUGCGACGCCAUUAUGACAGCAAACAGAUUCCAUUUUAUGGAGGGUUGGCUGAUUCAGUUCUGGUCUUCAGAUCAAUAUCUACAGUUAGUAAUUAUGAUUAUGUUUGGGAUUUUAUAUUUCACCAAAAUGGAGCUGUUGGUGUCAGGGUCCAUGCCACUGGAUACCUUGAAUCGGCUUUUUACUUUGGUAAUGCCACGGAAUUUGGCAACAGGGUUGAAGAGUGGACACUGGGAACAAUUCACACUCACAACAUUCACUUCAAAGUGGAUAUGGACAUUGGUGGGGUGAAAAAUUCCCUGGUAGCCAAUGACAUAGCUUUUGAGACAGUGAAGGCCCCUUGGAGUCCAGAGAAUAAGAUCCAUCGGAUGAAGAUGAUAAGAAAAGUCUUGGAUACUGAGAACAAGGCAGCUUUCCGCCUUCACAACUACAUGCCAAGAUACCUAUAUUUUGUAGCCAACAGCACAAACAAGUGGGACCACAGACAUGGCUAUCAGAUCCAGAUGGUCAGCUUUUCUGGAGAUCACCUGCCAGAGACAGAUCCAAUGGAGCGAGCCAUCAGCUGGGGAAGAUACAAGCUGGCAGUCACAAAACGGAAAGAGAAGGAACCAUUCAGCUCCAGUGUCUAUAACCAGAUGAAUCCAUGGGCACCUUCAGUUGUCUUUGCUGAUUUCAUAAACAAUGAGACCAUUGUCAAUGAGGACCUGGUUGCCUGGAUCAAUGUCGGCUUCCUGCAUAUCCCACAUGCUGAAGACAUCCCCAACACAGCAACACUUGGGAACGUGGUUGGCUUCCUUUUGAGACCCCACAACUAUUUUGAUGAUGAUCCCUCCAUGUAUUCUCCUGACAGCGUUUUCUUCAGCAGCCAGCAGGACCCUACUGCCUGUGAGGUCAGCUACCUCGCAUGCCUGCCAAAAACAGCGGUGUGCUUGCCCAACUUCCCACCUUUUACUUAUGAGGGCUUCCAAAACACAACAGUGCUCUGAUGCUUUCUGGUCUUUGGUUGGGUGGUAAACAGUUCAGAAUGAAAUCUGGGUAUACCAAGGGCAAUGAAUCCGAAACUCUGUCUGUCCAUUAUCUUUGAAACCCAAGCUUGCUUACACGUGUUGUUAGUUGUACUUGUAAUAAUAUUUUAUUGGGCCCUGCAGUUUAUUUUCCCUACUAACCUCCUUUUUUCUAAAUGAAGGGUGGGGAACCCGUGGCUCUCCGGAUGUCAUUGAACUAUAUUUUCCAUCAACUCCAGCCAGAGUGGCCAAUGGUCAGGGAUGAUGGGACUUGCAGUCAGUUGCAGUUGUCAGAGUGUUGGCACUUAUCUGACCUCCUGCCACUGGCAUUGCUGUGACUUACUGGGAGGGAGAGGGGGAGAGGUAAGGUAAAACCAUGGCGAGGUCAGCAUGAUGCAAACACACUGGCAGGAAUGGCAGAUUGGCUCUGCUGAUGCAUUUGUACCACACUGACCUUGCCACUGCCUCACUUCUUUCCCUCUCAGUAAGCCACAGCAACACUGGUGCCAGAAGGUCAGGUAGGUGCUGCCACCCCACCAAUCGCUAUUGGAUGUAGCCAGCAUGAACUGGUAGGUCACAGAUUCCCCACCUCUGCUUUAAAUGCAUUCAUUACCCUUCUGAGAUGUUAACAAGUAAAUAUGCACUAAAGGGAACCUGGUGAAGCAAUCACCCUCUCGCUCCAGGGAACACUGUGAACUGUAAUUAAUGAGGGGAGCUAAAGAUCUCUAACAGUUCCCAGGAUAUUUUUUUUGGGGGGGGGGCGGUUGAAUAGGACAGCCAGGACUGUUCAACUGGUUAAACCCAAUAUAAGUAUUUACUAUUGUUUGGUCUCUUGAAGUGGGGACAGGAGGGUCCAUGUUUGUGGGGCAAUGGAAUUUGCUCGUAAUUUCAGGUGAAAACCUGGAGUGGAGUGAGUGUUCAGCAGUAGAGCAGUGGCAAAUUCAGAAGUGCAAGGUCUCUUCAUGAUAGUCAUGGCCACGCCCCCUUUUUUGCUGCUAGGUUGAGAAUGAGAUCCUUGUUAAUGCCUUCUUCCACAACAACUAAUGUCCCUAGGAGUCAAUUAACAUGUAAGGGGAGAGUGUUAGCUACUGAGAAGACUCUUCUCAGUGGCUGACUCUCCUCCUUUCACUCUGAUUGGCUCCAAUCAGCAUGAAAGGACAAGGAAGCUGUAAUCCUCCCAAAAAAGUAAGGGGUCUAAGACCCCCCCUCCGAGUCCCUGGAUAACUACAUUUCUGUUCAGACAGCCUCCAGUGAGUAUGAUGAACCCCAGGCUUGCUCCCAAUCUUGAUGCUUCUGAGGGGAGGUGGGAUGAUCCCAGCCUGAAAUUUCAGACAAAGCCUGGCCCUGCACUUGCCUGGAGCUUGAUGUGCCUAGCCAAAGCAAGCCUUGGCCUCCCAUCUCCAGCUCAGAGCUGGGCAGGGAAUGCAGAGGUUGGCUCUCUGAGCAUCCAACAAGUGCAGAGUCAAGCUGAGGCUUGUCCAUUUUUCUCUGUGCCUGCUGGGUACUCUGCACAAACCAAAAGCAACCACCCACCUGCUCUCCCAAGCUCUGAGCUGAAGAGGGGAUGAAGGCUGAUGUUUUCAUUGCAUGGGAUUCCCCAUUCCCUCUUUGGCUUCAACGUUGGAGUUGGGAAGGGAGGAGCGGAUUGUCCUGCACCUCGUACUAAGUUUCAGAGACUUAGCAUGAGAUGAGGGACCAAGCACUUGUGGAGUGGCAUGGUGAUAGCAACCAGAAAUCUUUCAUUGACCAGCCAAAGAUCUUGGGACAUUGGCUGGAAAUUACACUGGGAGAUUUGUCCUUAGGGUGGCCAUGUGCCCAACUUUACAGAGCACAGUCCUCUAUAGUAAGGUGUCCUCUGUUUAGAAGGGCUGUUGCAUCCAAGUGUGGCUUAAAGAUAAGAAGGGUGUCUGUAAACAGUCAGCUAGAUGAACAGGCAUGUUGGUCACCUGUCACAGUCUUCCCCACUAUGGUGAGAUCUGUAUUGCAUUUCUAUUUGAAUUAUGGCUAUUAAUUCUAAUUUGGAAUCUAUACCUAUAUAUUAGCAUUUAGGAAUGGAAAGAUCUGUCGCUUGCUGUUCUCUCAGUUUCUCAUUUUUCCAAUCUUAAAUUUGAUUCUCCACAUUUCUGCAGCAAUUUGUGGUUUCUUGUUUUGUUUUUUAAAAAUCCUCAUGAAAAU